Messenger RNA from Acanthocheilonema viteae, 1101 nucleotides. Lineage: Eukaryota; Metazoa; Nematoda; Chromadorea; Rhabditida; Onchocercidae. The record is from the annotation of a GenBank genome assembly.
AUGAAUGGUAGUGACAAUUAUCGAUUUGCAGCUGUCGAUAUCACCGACAAAGAUGAUCCAAGUAGCAGUUCUGGUGAGAAGCAACAUCAAGGAACCUCGUCAUCAACUAAUCAAUCAUGUAACGGUACUCCAACACCGCAACAAUCUCAGAUACAAGCGCAAGCGGCUCCAGUUGACGAUGGACCACAAGAAUUUGUUCCAGGGAAGAAGUGGGAAUGGAGAGAUCCCAAUAAGGUAGCAGAGGACCCGAAUGCUACUCCAGGCACAUGUAAGCCAAAUCCGUUGCUGACAACUGGUUCCGCCGCCCAACCUUUCUAUUUGUAUAGCAGUAAUAAUAACAACGGCUCACCACAAGGUAGUACUGCCACUAAUGCGUCAAAUGCUGUAACAACAACGGCUAAUUACUUAAAUGAUCUACAUACCAUUAACAGGAGUCCAAGUGCAGGUUAUCUAGGAUGGAAUAGUGGUACUGUUAAUCCAGCUUCUUUUUCUACCGGCGACAUGUGGCCUACAGUAACAACAGGUAGCACUGCUGCGCGACAGUCUCGAGUUGCAUCGGGGCCAACAGGAAUUGGGCCAUUUGGACAUGCGCCAAUGCGAGGCGGACCUGUGGGAACUACUGGACUCACUGUGGGGCCUUAUCAACGUUCCAAUUUAAGCCCCUUUGGUCUCCAGCAGCCGCAGCAACAUCAGUGGGUUUUCGUGCAGUUGCAUGGAGUGAACGAAAAACAGGUGCAGAUGUUAUGCCAGAAAGUGGGCCAAGUACUACAUGCAUUUUGCCCGCAUGGUGCUCCAUUUUUAUUUGUUAAAUUCGUAGAGCCUGCUGAAGAAAUUAUUCGGCGGCUGAAGGCUGAAGCUCCGCUUUUGCAAGUAAAAAUUGUGACAGAGUCGGAAAUGGAUCGAUUACUAAAACCGCGCGCCACACUAUCAUAUGGUGGUCCUAUGGGGCCGGCCGGAACAACAGCGGAACAGUGGAUGUUUGGUACCGGUACGGUCACAGCUUUGUUACCUAACUGUGCUUCCAGCAAUACCGAUGUACUACCACAACAAUUCCAUUUCCAUGCAUCUGAUACAGCUGGCGAUCUUACACGACCUUUUUGA